UAAAUAAAACACUAUUUUAUUUUUGUUUUCCGCCUUUUCCCACUUGCGUUUCUGUUCUCCAGCAAGAAAAAGUCGCAUCUCUCACGCAGAACUGACAAGAAAAAAAAUCACCGGAGGAAGAAAAUUCUUCGAUAUUUCGUUCUCUCGUAUUCUAUUCUUUGGGUCCUUUUCGGUUGACGAUAUGCAAUUUCAGAUAUUUGGAUCGAAUGGGUUCUAUUUGAGUUUCACACGGCCGGAGAGUUUUGGUUAGGGUUUGGGACUUUUGCUGGAGAAUUGAAUUCAAUUCAUAGGUUUGUUUGCCUUUUUCGGUUUAAUUUUCCUGCUGGAGUUUCAUUUGCUUUGAUGAUGAUAAUGGCGGAUGGAGGUUCGAGGCUUUGGCCGUCUGGUGAAAUUCUGGGCCUUGACGGGUUUGAUGGCGGCAACGGCGGCGGGGGAGAGGAAUUGUCAAUGGAUCUCGAUGACUUCCUCCACAUUAUUUCAGAGUCUAAUGAUCCUUCUGAGAGUAGUCCUGAAGAAUUUUCAUGUAAGAAUUUGAAAGAUGAGUCAGCUACUGACGUUGGCAACCAGAAGAACUUCCAGCUUCAAAAUGGUUUUCAGAUGUUAGAUGGACCACAUACCUUAGAAUCUGAAUCCGUAGAUCCUGCACCAUUUUACCCUUCACACAAUCCAGAAGCUUCAGAUGCUAGGAUUGGAGGUUCAAUUGGUUCCUUUGAUCAUAUAGGGAGCUCUGAUGUGAAUCUGGAACCCUCAUCACAUAUUAGCUCUCCUAUGCAUACCAGCCCAAGAAGCUUCAGAGAGUGGUAUUUUCCAUGUAGCAGGGAUCAAGGAGAGAGGACGGUUGGUGUGUCUCAAUCUGACAUACCUACUUGUAGUACGGCAUCCAGUUUUGCUGAUGAAGAGUUUAAUCAUGUUUCGGGUAAUACUGGUGGUUUAGAUAUCAAUCUUCUAUUUGAUGAAACUGGAGCUCAAUUUGGGCACACAGGAGGGAAAAACGAUCCCAAAGAUGCUUCACAUUGCCUUUAUAUGGAUGGUACAGAUGAGAAGUUUGGACACAGUGGUGCUUUUAUUGGAAAACCCGAAAAUGAUUUUUAUAGAUCUAUGGCUAUGUCAUUUGUGGAUGCUGAUGUGUCUUCUCAUAAUAUAGUUUCUACUCAGUCUACCUUUUGUUCUAAUUCUGAUAUGAAUACUGAGUUAGGUGACCAUCAUCCAGCCAUGCAAUUUGGUAUCAAUGCCGAUGAUACAUGUUUUCUUGAUUCGCCGCAGUGUUAUUUUGGUGAAGAUUUUAGUUUUGAGUUAUUUCCUAGCAAUGAAGUAAUUACAACUAACAGAACAGAUGAAAUAGGGGAGUUUCGAACUGAGAGUUCUGUGUCUGAGAUUUCAAUGAUUGAUUACUCUGAUGUCAAGGGACUUAAUUUUAAAAGUGAAGCUAGUAACUGUAUGUCACCUUUCAGUGGAAAUUUUUCAUCUAAUACUGAUGAUAGACUUGUUGAUAGCAAGUCAUCAGGAAUUCCAUUCAGUCAUAUUCCGUCAGCCAUCAGCAAGAGGCAACUGGCUGCCAUGGAGGUUGAAAUGACUGAUGACGCUGUUGAUAAAAAGUUUUCUUCUAGUGAUGAAAGUAGUCUUUUUGUUGAAGAAGAGUCAAAGCAAUCAUCUUCUAUACUGAGCCAGAAGCAUUUUAUCUACAUUAAGAAUGGGAAAGGAGACAUGAAUUUUGCAUCCAUGGGAGCUCAAUUUGAUGGAAUUGCUGGUAAUAUUCCCCUUAAUGGUGCACUUUUGAAUUUACAUGCUUUAGAGCCGUAUUCGUCAUGUGUUAAGGAAUCUAAUGUAAACAAGCAACCGGGUUUUGUUAAGGAGAAAAGAGAUAGUAAACUGACUCAACCUAAGCAGUUGGGUCAUCUUUCAAGUGUCAGCCCUGAAUCAAUUCAGAGUAAUUUGUCUGGUAGCAAAUCCAAUGUUGAUGAUGAUGCUGACCUAUGUAUUCUUGAAGAUAUCAGUCAACCUGCUCGUAUAAACCACUCUGCUGUAGUUGGAAAGGCCAAUACUCUUUUGCAACAUUCUGCAUAUGGUGAUUCUGUCCAUUAUACUGGAAUUGGAGGCGCAAGGCUUAGGGCUAAUGAUGAGAGGUUCAUAUUUCGAGCUGCAUUACAGGAUAUUUCUCAGCCAAAGUCUGAAGCUAGUCCUCCAGAAGGAGUUUUGGCAGUUCCUCUUUUGAGACAUCAGCGAAUUGCUUUAUCAUGGAUGAUUCAGAAAGAGACUUCUAGCAUGUAUUGUUCAGGAGGAAUUCUUGCAGAUGAUCAGGGAUUAGGGAAGACAGUAUCAACAAUUGCUCUAAUACUUAAGGAACGACCUCCACCUGUUAAAUUAGAUCUACAAGCUGUUAAGAAAGAAGAGUUUGAACCUUUAGAUUUGGAUGAGGAUGAUGAUGAGGUUACUGAGGUUGAUGGAAUGAAAAAAGAUGCUGAAAGUUGUCAAGUUAUGUCAAAUCGAAGUUCAAAAAUGAGCACAACUUCUUUUGGGCAAUCUAAGGGAAGGCCUUCAGCAGGAACUCUUGUUGUUUGUCCAACAAGUGUCUUACGGCAAUGGGCUGAAGAGUUGCAUAAGAAGGUAACCAGUAAAGCUAAUCUUUCUGUUCUGGUAUACCAUGGAAGCAAUCGAACAAAGGAUCCUUGUGAGCUCACCAAGUAUGAUGUUGUUCUAACUACAUAUUCCAUUGUUAGCAUGGAGGUGCCAAAACAGCCUAUUGUUGAUGAGGAUGAUGAUGAGAAAGGAAAAGGAGAAGGAGAUGAUGUAGCAUCAUUGGGGCUUUCUUCUGGUAAGAAAAGAAAAUAUCCUCCCAGUUCUGGCAAGAAGGGGUCUAGGAAUGAGAAGGGAAUGGAUGCUGCAUUACUUGAGUCUGUUGCUCGACCUCUGGCAAAGGUGGCAUGGUUUAGGGUUGUUCUGGAUGAGGCCCAGAGCAUCAAGAAUCACAGAACUCAAGUAGCUAGGGCCUGUUGGGGUCUUCGUGCAAAGCGCAGGUGGUGCUUGUCUGGAACUCCUAUCCAGAAUGCAAUAGAUGAUCUUUAUAGCUACUUCAGGUUCCUCAGAUAUGAUCCUUAUGCUGUCUACACAUCAUUCUGCUCUACAAUAAAGAUUCCAAUUCAAAAAAAUCCAACAAAAGGGUACAAAAAGCUGCAAGCUGUUCUGAAAACAAUAAUGCUUCGACGCACCAAAGGGACAACUAUUGAUGGCAAACCAAUUAUUAACCUGCCACCCAAAGUGGUAGUACUGAAAAAGGUGGAUUUCACUGAUGAAGAGCGUGACUUCUACACAAGACUAGAGGCUGAUUCACGUGCUCAGUUCAAAGAAUAUGCAGCUGCUGGAACAGUCAAACAAAAUUAUGUUAAUAUUUUGUUGAUGCUAUUGCGUCUUCGUCAAGCUUGUGAUCAUCCUUUUCUUGUUAGGGGCUUAGAUUCAAUUUCUUUUGGAAGAUCCUCAAUUGAGAUGGCAAAGAAGCUCCCUAGGGAGAAACAGUUGUGCCUUUUGAACUGCCUAGAAGCGUCUUUGGCAAUCUGUGGCAUCUGUAAUGAUCCACCAGAGGAUGCUGUUGUUUCAGUAUGCAGUCAUGUUUUCUGCAACCAAUGCAUCUGUGAACAUCUCACUGGGGAUGACAACCAAUGUCCUGUGUCAAAAUGUAAAGUUCGGUUAAAUACAUCUUCAGUGUUUUCAAAAGCCACAUUAAACAGUUCUCUCUCUGACCAGCCUGCUCAAGAUGGUUCUGGCUCUGAACUUGGUGAGGUAGCUAAUCCUUGUACUGAGGGUAUUCCAUAUGAUUCUUCAAAAAUUAGGGCUGCCGUUGAAGUCUUGCAAUCACUGACCAAACCACGAGAUUGUGCGUCUACAAAUGGUACCUUAGAGAACUCUUUUGAUGGAAGUGCCACAUGUCCCGAGAAUUUGUGUAGUUCUGGAAAUUCAGUUAAUGAUAAAAGUGAUCAGAGAAAUGUACUUGCGGAUGAAAAUGUUAAUGGUUCAGUUAAUGUAGUUGGUGAGAAAGCCAUAGUAUUUUCUCAGUGGACAAGGAUGUUGGAUUUGCUUGAAGCUUGUCUCAAAAAUUCUUCUAUUCAGUACAGAAGACUUGAUGGAACAAUGUCAGUUGCUGCCAGAGAUAAAGCUGUGAAGGAUUUCAAUACACUCCCAGAGGUAUCAGUUAUGAUUAUGUCUUUGAAAGCUGCUAGUCUUGGACUGAACAUGGUUGCUGCUUGCCGUGUGCUGCUUCUGGACCUCUGGUGGAAUCCUACUACUGAAGAUCAGGCAAUUGAUAGGGCACAUCGCAUAGGGCAGACUCGUCCUGUUACUGUUUUGCGUUUAACCGUGAAAGAUACUGUUGAAGAUCGUAUUUUAGCCCUACAGCAAAAAAAGAGGGAGAUGGUUGCAUCUGCAUUUGGGGAGGAUGAAACUGGUGGUCGUCAGACUCGUUUAACAGUGGAGGACUUGAAAUACCUUUUUAUGGGGUGAAGAUGGAUUUUACGGUAUCUGGCCGACAUUUAUUUGCUAACUCAGAUAUCAUAUACAACCUCCUAGAUAUAUAGUUAGGUUCUUAGCUGCCUGCUGCUGCCACUAUAUAACUGAAUUGAACCAUGGCCUGGUUAGUUUCUGCAUUGAUACCUCGAGGAAGUAGUUCUUUGCAAACAAGAGAGAAAAAUACGUGCAUAGAUGUCAAUGAAGAUUAUCCAUUUUUUAUCCAUUUUUUGGUGGGUCUAACAAUUUAUUUCCUUUCCGUCGCCCACCACAUAGAUAGGAUCUAGAGUUCUGAGUCUUACAGCUAUUAAAGAUACCGAGUUUGACAGGUAUGUAUGUAAUUUUUUUCUUCUAAAAAUUUUCCCUAAGUGUAAAUGAUAGGGGUUUCAUUUUUCUUUUGGGUAUUUGUUAUUAAAUUGUUACAUUGUUUUCUCCAUUGUACAGGGAUUAUGAAUUUUAUCCUCUUGGGUAAUAGUUGAUUAUACAUUUUGUUGCCUUGUAA
This is a messenger RNA of Hevea brasiliensis (rubber tree), 4996 nucleotides long. Its product is annotated as helicase-like transcription factor CHR28. Gene Ontology annotation, molecular function: ATP binding; ATP-dependent chromatin remodeler activity; metal ion binding. The record is from RefSeq and is a predicted model, not a curated record. Bases 343 to 4491 code for a protein of 1382 amino acids. Lineage: Eukaryota; Viridiplantae; Streptophyta; Magnoliopsida; Malpighiales; Euphorbiaceae. The transcript is spliced from 12 exons.